AUGUGGCGAUUGUUGAUAUUCUUGGCCUGCCUGCUACCUGGCCACCAUGUGCUGGGGGUUUUUCUUGAGGAGUGCAAAGGUGUGAUAAUUAAUAAGGUUACGAAUGAGAACCAGGAGUGCAGCGAGUUCGUCCACUGCGAUGGAGAUAAUUCCUACUACUGCAAUGGGGAUUGUCGAGAGGCCGUCGAGUGUUACAUAGAAGAACUCACUACAAAGGCUCCUGCACCAGUUACCACCAUAAAACCCAUAGUAACGACUACUGUGAAGCCCCCUUCCGAAGAACCUCCUUCUCCGGCAAACACAACCUCUACAACAACCUCCACAUCGAUGGCACCAGCCACAACUACCACUUCGGUUCCCAAUUCCGACGAUAUCCGCGUGAUCUGCAAGACGAGUGGAAAAAAUGGGGUAUAUCCCUACCCGGCAAAUAGCAAUUACUACUAUCAAUGUAUUUCCGGCUAUCUUCUUCUGCAGCAAUGCCCCCAGAAUUUCCAUUUCGAAGCUUCGCAAGGACAGUGUAUUUCCACCAAACCAUAUCGUUCAUCGGGCUUACAUUUGUAAGAUUCAUCGCUGAGUCUGUAAUAAAGUUAUUAUCAA
Molecule: messenger RNA, 597 nt
Organism: Drosophila suzukii
Lineage: Eukaryota; Metazoa; Arthropoda; Insecta; Diptera; Drosophilidae
Cellular component (GO): extracellular region
Molecular function (GO): chitin binding
Source: RefSeq, a predicted model, not a curated record